AGGCAAAUUCAGAGGGCGUUUUGGUAGUUAACGUGUCAAGUUGUGUGACACAUGAUAUACGUUAAUAAAAUGGAGUUUAAAAGUUGAUGAUAAAUUGAAGGAAAGUGAGAGAAUACCAAGAUCUUGGGUUUGGUUUUGAAAUGGAGGUGGUUCAACUUGGACAGUGUAAUGGGUUGUUUAGCUACCCAAAAUUAAGUCCACUGCUUCAGAGGAGAAAGGAGAGAACUCAAAGAAGCAUGUCCUUGCAAGCACAAGCUGUUCCUUCUAGAACCCAGAGGAUUAUGGAGAGCAUUUCGGUAAGUAAUGAAGUUGGUGGUGCUGGUGGGGCAUACUCAUACGACGCCCUAAAGAGAUUGGACCAAAUUUGGUCUAGUAUCUGUUCUCAGGCAGCUACGCAAGAACCUCAGCAAGUAGUUUCAAGUAUUCCGUAUGUACCAAGCCGUUUAGAUCUCACUGACGAAGACAGAUUUGAUGUGGUAGUUUGUGGAGGUACUUUAGGGAUCUUCAUUGCUGCAGCAUUGAUUGCGAAAGGCCUUCGUGUAGGCAUUGUGGAAAGAAAUAUACUGAAAGGGAGGGAGCAAGAAUGGAAUAUCUCAAGGAAAGAGCUCUUGGAGCUUGUAGAAGUUGGUAUUCUUUCAGAGAAUGACAUUGAAAAAGCUAUAGCAGCGAAAUUCAAUCCUAAUAGAUGUGGAUUUGAGGACAAAGGCGAAGUCUGGGUUGAAGACAUUCUUAAUCUUGGUGUUUCGCCUGCAAAGCUCAUAGAGAUUACGAAGAAACACUUUAUUUCCCUUGGCGGAGUCAUCUUAGAAGGAUACAGUGUCUCCAGCAUUUGUGUAUAUGAGGAUGCCGCAGUCUUGCAACUUGCAGAAGGGAAAACAUUAUCAACCCGUCUUAUCAUUGAUGCAAUGGGGAACUUUUCACCUGUGGUGAGACAGAUAAGAGGAGGAAGGAAGCCUGAUGGUGUUUGCCUUGUUGUGGGAUCUUGUGCUCGUGGUUUUGAAGACAAUUCUACAAGCGAUGUCAUAUACAGUAGCUCAUCUAUGAAGAACAUUGGAGAGUCAGAAGUACAAUUAUUUUGGGAGGCAUUUCCAGCUGGCUCUGGUCCUAUGGAUCGCACUACUUAUAUGUUCACCUAUGUUAGUCCUCAACCUGGAUCACCAAAACUGGAAGAUCUAUUAGAGAACUAUUGGGACUUGAUGCCAAAAUAUCAGGGAGUCUCUCUCGAAAAUCUGGAGAUAAUGAGAGUUAUAUAUGGAAUUUUUCCAACAUAUUGUGACAGUCCAUUGCCAGCAGCAUUCAAUCGUAUCUUACAGUUUGGUGAUGCUAGUGGCAUACAGUCACCUGUUUCAUUUGGUGGUUUUGGAAGCUUGACGAGACAUCUUGGAAGAUUGUCAGCUGGAAUCUAUGAAGCGAUCAGUGGCGAUUUUCUUGAUGCGCACAGCUUGUCUCUGCUAAAUCCGUACAUGCCCAACUUAAGUGCUUCAUGGCUGUUUCAAAGAGCAAUGUCAGCCAAGCAAAAAUCUAAUAUUUAUCCAGAAUUUGUUAAUGAUCUCCUUCAUGUCAAUUUCCAGAGUAUGCAGAGGCUUGGUGAUCCGGUUCUAAGACCAUUCCUCCAGGAUGUUAUACAAUUGGAGCCUCUUGCCAAGACGUUAGGCAUUGUUAUGCUAACUAAACCUCAAAUUAUCCCAGCAAUAUUCAAGCAGCUUUGCUGACCCCGUAAUCAGGUAACAUAAUCAUCUUUUCUUCUGAGUUACUGGAACUCAACUUUGUCUGUAAUUAGUUCAAACAUAUCCGUAUGAGUUUGCUUACACCUACCCUCUUUCUUGCAAGGCCAUUAAUAAAUGUGCUUCCAUUGAAGCUUAAGUACGAGUGGAAGAGACAUCUUGAGGCUUGGAAAUAUGGAUCUGGUUUAGAUUACAAGCUGUGACAGGCACCCAGUGAUGAUUAAAUUUAAACAAAUUAAGUGCUCAUUCGACUGGUCUGCAGUUACAUGAACUGGUGACAGAACUAAUAUAAUUCCCUCCAGUUGCGAAACUCCGGUGCAUACUGAUAUCAAUGCCAGAGCCAGAGCGCAUUUCGAACCUAGUAGGAUAAAAGUGCUUAUUCCUCAAUGUACAGUGAGUUGUUUAAAUGAACUUGCUUCUGAAUGAACAUUUGAAGAAUAUUUAAUUACGACUGCUUGGAACUCAUUAUUUAACUGGAUUGUUCCUUUGGCUUAUUCAUCAGAACAGAAAAUUUUGGUAUAAAAAAACCAUAAGACAUAUGCUUUCCUCCUUUGUCAA
Molecule: messenger RNA, 2282 nt
Organism: Ricinus communis (castor bean)
Lineage: Eukaryota; Viridiplantae; Streptophyta; Magnoliopsida; Malpighiales; Euphorbiaceae
Exons: 17
Coding region: 141-1712 (523 amino acids)
Source: RefSeq, a predicted model, not a curated record